Molecule: messenger RNA, 1125 nt
Organism: Emys orbicularis (European pond turtle)
Lineage: Eukaryota; Metazoa; Chordata; Testudines; Emydidae
Product: gonadotropin-releasing hormone II receptor-like
Exons: 3
Coding region: 1-1125 (374 amino acids)
Biological process (GO): G protein-coupled receptor signaling pathway; cellular response to hormone stimulus
Cellular component (GO): plasma membrane
Molecular function (GO): G protein-coupled receptor activity; peptide binding; protein-hormone receptor activity
Source: RefSeq, a predicted model, not a curated record
AUGCCUGAAGAACGGGACCUUACGACGACUCCUCAGUCAGCUGAUGUCGUGGAUGAAAACCUCUCUGUUUCCGGCUGCCCCGAGCCCUGGAUCGAACCCACUUUCACGCUAGCAGCCAGGGUCCGUGUGAUCGUCACCAUCUGCUUUUUCCUGAUAGCAGCAUCCAGCAACUCAGUUGUGUUAUACAGCAUCAUGAGGAAGAGAAGGAAGUCCCAUGUCCGGCUGCUGAUACUGAGCUUAACGGUGGCAGAUUUACUGGUGACCUUCACGGUCAUGCCCCUGGAUGCUGUGUGGAACGUGACGGUCCAGUGGUACGCCGGGGACCUGCCGUGUAAAUUGCUGAACUUCCUCAAACUCUUUGCCAUGUACUCUGCAGCGCUGGUGCUUGUGGUUAUCAGCCUAGACCGGCACUCAGCCAUCCUCCACCCCUUUGCCUUCGCUAAUUCCAGUCGACGCAACAGACUCAUGUUAUGCGUCGCUUGGGUCAUGAGCCUUCUGCUGGCCUCGCCCCAGCUUUUUCUUUUUCACCUGCACACUGUCCCGGGUGUCAAUUUUACCCAGUGUGUGACCCAUGGAAGUUUCCAAGAGCACUGGGAAGAAAUCAUCUACAACAUGUUCACCUUCACCACCCUCUACGUCGCCCCACUGAGCGUCAUGAUUGUCUGCUACAUCCGCAUCAUCUGGGAAAUCAGUAAGCAACUGAAGAUCAACAAGGGUCUAGCAAGAAGCAAAAACGACCACAUCUCCAAGGCGCGAAUGAAGACCCUCAAGAUGACCGUUGUGAUAGUUGCCUCCUUCAUUAUCUGCUGGACCCCAUAUUACCUCCUGGGCCUGUGGUACUGGUUCCAGCCAGACAUGAUUCAAAGUAUGCCUGAAUACAUCAACCACAGUCUCUUUCUCUUUGGCUUGCUGCACACGUGCACCGAUCCUGUCAUUUACGGUCUCUACACUCCUUCCUUCCGAGAGGAUAUGAAGGCGUGCCUUAGAGGAAUAGAAACAGUAAUCACGGGGCAGGAGAGAAACAAACUGAUGUCCAGUUCUGAAUUGAACAUAAAGGACUACAUUAUAAAUGGCGGAGCAGCUUCGGGCGCUUCCAACGGCACAAUCAUCCACACGGUCUGCUAA